CCCUGAUCUCGUCCCCAACUACCGGCGCCGUCGGCGGUGGCUUCUCCAGCGGGGCGCCUCGGAGUUUCCGACGCCGUCCACAUCACUGUCGAGCAUGUCCUCACCGGCGCCGGUUCCGGCCUCGCCGGGGUCCUCCUCUCAGAGAAAACGAGGUUCAACAGAAUCAAUUGGCUUGUAUGCAGUCCAGUGUUGUGAAUGUUAUAAAUGGCGUACGAUUCCAACAAAAGAUGAAUUUGAGACAAUUCGUGAGAACUUCACUGCUGAUCCAUGGUUCUGCAGUAAAAGACCUGACUGCACAUGCAAAGACCCUGCAGACAUUGAGUAUGACAGCAGCCGCAUCUGGGUUAUCGACAAGCCCAACAUACCAAAGCCUCCACCCAACACGGAGAGACUAGUGAUUAUGAGAGGUGAUCUCACUAAAACUGAUAUCUACUAUGUCCUGCCAAAUGGGAAGCGUGCAAAGGGCACAGGGGAUGUGCAGAAGUUUCUCGAUGCAAAUCCAGAGUACAAAGACAGCUUAUCUCUUGAAAGCUUCAGUUUCACAAUGCCCAAGAUUGUUGAGGAGACUGUUUCCAAUAGCUCUGCGUGGAAAACUAAAAAGACUAAAAAGCAGGACAAGGCAAAUGCUUCAAGCAGCAAGAACUAACUGCGACAGCAAAUACAAAACAGUUCCUGUGCCUGCUUGGAUGAUCCUACCUCAUCUACCUUGAAGGCAGUCAAGUUGGUUUUCUCUCUGCAAUGUUACUUCUUUUAGGAUCCGUGAAGUUACUCUGAGCACUAAAAUGCAGUGAAUCUGUUCCUGGUUAUGCAUCAACUUGGGGUAAAAUUCUGAGAUGCUUGAGAAGGGCUGUAGUUUUAUCUCAUAACUAGUUACAGAUAGAUGUUUGAGUUAUGAACCUGCGUGAUACAUUAUCUUCUAGGUUGUUUUUCAGUACAUGAGCAUGCAUGUUGAUCUCAUUAGAAAGCAGCCUAGCAGAUCAAUUACGGGUCAACUUAGAAAAAGAAAACCAUUGAAGGCUAUGCAAUGCAAAACAAAUUGCUUCUUUUGAA
Lolium rigidum is the source of this 1050-nucleotide messenger RNA. Its product is annotated as methyl-CpG-binding domain-containing protein 1-like. The transcript is spliced from 2 exons. Lineage: Eukaryota; Viridiplantae; Streptophyta; Magnoliopsida; Poales; Poaceae. The record is from RefSeq and is a predicted model, not a curated record. The coding region runs from base 95 to 646 and encodes 183 amino acids. Gene Ontology annotation, molecular function: zinc ion binding; DNA binding.